GAAAAUCCGACGACCCGUCGGCAUUGGACGCGCAGACGACUCCAAUGUCACCUCCCCGUCUAGCGUGCCGAUCGAAUCCUACAUUGAAUCGGCGAAGACGCGAUCCCAUGGAAAUCGUCAUCCAGGAAGAACCUAUCCUUCACGGCAACUUCGGGACUUUUCCUCCAUAUCUCCAUGCGUCGUUCGGGUCAUAGGCAGGAAUGGUCGCGGCCGUGGUGGAGAACGCCACGAUGCCCGCCACCGCCUGGGUCUGGGUCUGGAUGGAUGACGAUCAAUAUGGCUGAAUCCUGAAUACUAGCUUCGGAGCAAUCAACAUAUAUAUACAGCUGAGACAAGAUGCCAGUCCUGUUAGAUCGUCAAGACAGUUCUUUCUCAAUCAGUCACCCACGACGAUACAGAUACGCAUUCUGAUUAGACGUAUACACAUAUCGUACAGCCAUUCUUACCCACCAUGCCUCACGCAGAGACACCAGCUGAGGCGUCUGGAGUCCGACCAUUGAACAUACUCAUCGCCGGUGCUGGGAUCGGAGGUCUCGCCGCUGCGGUUGGUCUCCGUCAGCAAGGCCAUCAUGUCACAUUAUUCGAAAAGUCCCGCCUGAACAAGGAAAUCGGCGCCGCCAUGUUCAUCGCGCCGAACUGCUGUGGAAUCCUCCACCACUGGGGGAUCGAUCCCGUCGAAAACGGCAGCGUGGAAUUGCACGGGAUGAACAUGCACGACGCCGCCGGAAAUCUUCGAAACAGCCUCGAUACCCGCGAAGCCUACAAACACGUCCCGCACACCUGGGAGAUGAUGCACCGCGCCCACGUCCACAACGCCCUCAAGCAGAAGGCCCUCUCGCCCGAAGGCCCCGGCGCACCCGCCUCGCUGCACGUCCACUCGGAGAUCCUCAGCGCCGACCCGACCAACGCCACCAUCACCACGGCCGACGGGCGGGUCCACCAGGGCGACCUCAUCAUCGGCGCCGACGGCGUGCACUCGAAGAUCCGCAACUCCAUCCCGGGGUGCACGCAGCAACCGUUCGACUCCGGCAAGAACGCCUUCCGGUCACUGAUCCCCAUGUCGAAGAUCGCCGCCGACCCCGUCGCCUCGUCCAUCCUCAAGGACGCCGACCACUACUUCCAGCUGUGGGCCGGGCCCGACCGCUCCGUCGUCAUGUACCCCUGCGCCAGCAACACGCAGAUGAACGUCGCGCUCGUGCACCCCAGCCCGCGGACCGACCGCCCGCACGACGCCGCCGACCACUGGCAGCGGCCGGCGAGCAAAGCCGAGAUGCUGGAGGUCGCGCGGGACUUCGACCCCCGCGUGCUGGCGGUGUUGGAGCUGGCGGACGAGGCCGAGCUGAAGCGCUGGACGUUGCUGGACCUGGAGAAAGUGCCGCGCUUCACGCACGAGCGGUUGGUGCUCGUGGGCGACGCCGCGCACCCUUUCCUGCCCUACCAAGGCCAAGGCGGCGCCCAAGCCAUCGAAGACGGCGCCUCCAUCGCCGCCGUGCUGCCCGCGGGCACCCGACCCAGCGAUCUCCCCUCGCGCCUGGAGAUCUACGAGGCCCAGCGCUACCACCGCGCCCAUCGCAUCCAGGACAUGACGCGACACAUGGGCAAGGACUACGUCCCCGGGGCGCAACCCCCGAACUAUCACGAGUUCAUGGAGUAUAACAUCAACCACGACGAGUGGAUCGCCAGUCGGGAGGCGUUGAGGAGGAAGAAGGAGGAGGCUGUCGAGGCGGAGGAGGGGGGGAAGAGGAGGAUUAAUGGGGCGGAGGUCAUCGCUGCGGCGGCGUAGACGUUGACGAGGCUGAUUUUGAUUCUUUUUGGGGAGCGGGCGCGAGACUUUUGUUUGUUUUUCUUUCGGUGUUUCCGAGGGGGGUCUUUUCUUUCCCCUGUGCAUGAUCGGAUAUCUGGGAUAUCACGGGAGUUUUUCAUUGUUCUGUUUCCGUUCUGUUUCUCUCUCUCUCCCUUUUCCGAAGAGGGGAUAUGAUCCCGGAUGCAACAAAUUGGGAUUCGUUUGUCUGUCUGUCUGUCUUUCCGUCUGUCCUUCCCGCCACCACCUUCUCGGUCGGCAGGCAUGUGUGUGUUUCCUCAGCAGGUCCUCCGCUCUCUCGCCGUCUCUUCAAUCGAAAGAAAGAAAAAAACACCAGAG
Dissoconium aciculare CBS 342.82 is the source of this 2140-nucleotide messenger RNA. RefSeq names its product FAD/NAD(P)-binding domain-containing protein. Gene Ontology annotation, molecular function: monooxygenase activity; FAD binding. The record is from RefSeq and is a predicted model, not a curated record. NCBI's taxonomy places the organism in Eukaryota, Fungi, Ascomycota, Dothideomycetes, Mycosphaerellales, Dissoconiaceae. The transcript has 2 exons. The coding region runs from base 452 to 1783 and encodes 443 amino acids.